Molecule: messenger RNA, 793 nt
Organism: Coregonus clupeaformis (lake whitefish)
Lineage: Eukaryota; Metazoa; Chordata; Actinopteri; Salmoniformes; Salmonidae
Product: signal peptidase complex subunit 1
Exons: 4
Coding region: 137-445 (102 amino acids)
Biological process (GO): protein targeting to ER
Cellular component (GO): signal peptidase complex; endoplasmic reticulum membrane
Source: RefSeq, a predicted model, not a curated record
ACACGGCCAUUGGCUUGAAUGCAUCAACAGUGAGGUCCUUCGAAAUCCUACGUGUGCUUUUUCAAACCGGAAGUCUAACCAGACAAAUUGGAUGCACAUUUUUACUUUAAUCUGAUUAGCUAUCUAACGUACAAAGAUGUUGUCAAUAUUUAACUCCAUUCCAACACACAUGGAUUAUAAAGGACAAAAGCUGGCGGAGCAGAUCUUCCAAGGAAUCAUACUUGCCUCAGCGGUGAUCGGAUUCGCUUAUGGCCUCAUCAUUGAACAGUUUGGGUGGACUGUGUACAUAGUGUUAGGAGGUUUCGCUGUGUCUUGUUUGCUGACCCUGCCCCCCUGGCCCAUGUACAGACAGAACCCCCUCUCCUGGCUUCCAGCCCUACCAGAGAUUACAGGAGAAACCCAGCAAAAGCCUCAGGAGAAUCUGAAGAAGAAGAAGCACAAGUAGAUCAUGACUGUUUGCCCAAGACACAUUUUGUAACUGAAAAUAACCGUAUGUCUAUACAAUACAUCCUUGUUUAAAGGAAGCCUUUGUCCACCAAUCAGUGGUGGAAUGUUUGAAUGUACAAAAAAACAGAUUUCUGCUACUGUCGAUAAUUUGUAGACUGCACUCAUGCUGAUGUUGUCAUCCCAACUGUUUUUAAUAAUGUGGAUAUAAGAAUCUAUGUAAUGUAAGGAUAAAUAAAAUAACUUUACAUUUUUAUUAUAAAGUCAAACAAAGGGGUUGGAAAUAUCUACAAUACAGUACUUCUACGUCCUGCAACUUAUAAUAAACAAUCAGGAAAUUAAGAAUUUA